Messenger RNA from Ambispora gerdemannii, 467 nucleotides. Lineage: Eukaryota; Fungi; Glomeromycota; Glomeromycetes; Archaeosporales; Ambisporaceae. The record is from the annotation of a GenBank genome assembly.
CUUUUCCUCAAAGUUGUAUUCCAGGAAGUUAUAAUAGGUACCGUGUUCGAGUCGGCGAGCCGGAAAAUGAGUUCACGCCAAACGUGCUUUUCCUUAAUGACUCGGAUUCCAUUAGUUUCGAAUGGAUGUGCGAUGUGGAAUUAGGUGUACAAAAAGCCGGCGCCGAAAUUAUAAUAUAUUCUUCUGUAGACGCAAGGAAAAAUGGUGGAUAUUUUUUCUACACCUCAAAUAACAAUGGCCAAUGCGGAAAAGGGAUGCACCUGACGGUAGUGGUCAUACCACCUCAAGAAAUUGGCCAAGGCUCUGUGUCCUCAACAACAGCUUAUCCAGUUCGUGCCACUACGAGCAUUAUACCCACCAUGUCUAUUGCGAAACCCUUGUAUGCCACCAUUACUGAAAAACCAUCUUUGAGCAACGAAGCAGCUGGAGGCGUAGGUCAGGGUUGGGGAUCACUGUUGGACUUUUGA